AUGUUUGGAUGGUCAAAUAGUUCAAUAAAAAAUGUAUCAAAAUGUGCUUCAUAUUGGAGAAAUUAUAAAGAUGAAAAAGGAGAAAAAAAAUUUCACAUUCUUUAUUACGUUGCACCUAUUUUUCCUUAUUUUUAUUAUCCUUUAUCAGCUGAAAAUUUAACUGAAAGUUUUAUUCCAUUUCUACAAGAAUUUGGUGUUUUAUCAUCUUCUUCUUUGGCUUCGAAUGAGAAGAAACCUUUAGUUAUUGCACAUGCAUUUUCAAAUGGUGGAACAAUGGGAAUGGUUGCAUUAAUAAAUGCUUGUAAAAAACACAAUUUCAAUUUGAGUUAUGACGCAGUAAUACUUGAUUCUGGACCUGGAACUACUGGAGUAUUUGGGCUUUACAAAGUUUAUACCGUUGCUGAAACUAAUUUAUUAAAGAAAAUUUUAAUUUUCAUAAUUGUGGAAAUUUUACUUUUCUUUGGUUAUCCAAUUUUGUUAAUUUUAAGUUUUAUCAAAAAAAAGAAAUUGUUUAUUAAUUAUAUUGCUGAUUCACUUCUCAACAACAACAACAAUAAUAAAAUAAAAGUCGAGGAAGGAAGGAAUAAGGACACAAUAGCAAGAAUAGGUACAGCAUGCCCAAGACUUUUUAUUUAUUCCAAAGCUGAUAAAUUGAUUCCUUACAAGAAAAUAGAAGAUAUAAUUGAAAAAAGUAAAAGAUCGGGAUUCAAGACUACGACUUUAAGAUUUGAAGAUAGUGAACAUGUUAGACAUUGGUUAACUCAUAAGCAAGAAUAUGAAAAAACUCUAGAUGAUUUUUUAAUCAAUAAUAAUUUAUUACUUGAGAAAUAA
Entrophospora candida is the source of this 831-nucleotide messenger RNA. Lineage: Eukaryota; Fungi; Glomeromycota; Glomeromycetes; Entrophosporales; Entrophosporaceae. The record is from the annotation of a GenBank genome assembly.